Molecule: messenger RNA, 5148 nt
Organism: Trichomycterus rosablanca
Lineage: Eukaryota; Metazoa; Chordata; Actinopteri; Siluriformes; Trichomycteridae
Gene: ice1
Product: KIAA0947-like (H. sapiens)
Exons: 22
Coding region: 77-4942 (1621 amino acids)
Source: RefSeq, a predicted model, not a curated record
GAUAUUUUGAUGGCCGCGAUGUUGUGCUAAUGAAGUUGUGAGAUUCAGGAUUCGUUUGUCGUUUUGGGGAUUUUUUAUGACCAUGAUGCCGGGAGAGAAUCAGUCCGGAGCGGGAGGAAUGGCUGCUUCUGAAGCCACUACAGGAACCUGUCAGAACUGUACUGUGUUACACCAGAGCCUGGAGGAAUAUGUGGCUGCUUUGCUGAAACUAAAAGAGAAGAUCAUAGAUACAGAUCGGCUGUUAAGCGAGUACAAGGAGAAAUGUGAUGAGCUACAGAAAUCCCAAAGAGAGAACAGCGAUUUGCAUAAAGAGCUGGACGUGGUGCGUCUGAAACUCGGUCCGUUAGAAAAACAGUCGGCAGAUUACGAGGCCAUCAAGACCGAACUGGAAGAAAAUAAGGCUGCUUUAAAGGUUUACCAGCAGAAAUCUGAGGAGUUGGACACUUUGAGAGAAGAGAACAACAAAGCACUUGCUGCGAGGGAGAAGUUAGAAGACGCUCUUAAGAAGGCGGAAGACACGACAAACACUCAGAAUGCUGAAAAUGCAAAGCUCAGAUCUGAGAAGAAAAUGCUCGAAGAUGACCUGCACAAAACUCAGGAAUCUUUCAGGUCGUGUCAGCAGGCGGUUGAGGAGAUGGACAAUCUGAAAGUACAGAACGCCAAGACGUUAAUUGUAAAAAGCAAUCUUGAAAAUCAGCUCUUGGCACUUGAAGACAUAAAACAGAAGCAAAUCCAUGAAAUUCAAGUACUGAAGAGUAAAAACAGUAGCCUCGAAGGAAGCUUUUGGAAAACACAGGAAAAACUUGCAAAAUUGGAAAAAGAAUUGAUUAAAGAAAAAAGAUCUUCUUCAACCCAAACAGAGGCUGAACCACAAGUAGACAAAGCUAAAGUUCGAAUGCUCCUCCAGGAGCUCUGGCAUUGUGUGGACCCAGUGUCCCAAACAUCAGAACAUCUGCACUUAAACGGACCCACAGAAAACCAAAACUUAAAGGUCAGACUUUCAAGACCAUCACCUGGUCUACAGCCCGUCAGUCCAUUCAGAAACUGUAUUGCACAGCGGGCUGUCCCAACUCCCACUAAAGAAUCUAAAUCAUCUCCACAAAAGAGCAAAGCUGGACCUUCUUUGCUUGAAAAGACCAGUCCAAGUAAAGACCAGAGGAACAGGAAACCAGGCAGAAAGAAGAAACUGAGCCAGGGUUCCGAGGAGCUUCAUCAAAGUGAUUCCUGUACUGAUCUAUCACUUAAUAAAGACCAUCACGAUGAUAAGCUAUCAGAUGGAGCGAGUUGGAGGAACACUGAUCUGAGUGAUAUCCUGGACUUGUUUAGUCCAUUACCUGCAGCUCUGUCUCCAAUGCAUUUUUCUAAUGAGCAGCUUGAGGAUAAAGAUGAGAAUGAAGACAACCUGCCUUUAUCAAGUCUUAGGAAAAGUUUAAAAAGUCAGCAAUCUGCAUCAAAAUCAGAAAAGUUCAAAAAGCAAAGGUCUUCAGAACCACCAAUAGUUGUUCCAUAUGCUGAUACCUCACCUAAAGGCCAGGUGAAUACAGUGAUGCUGUUGGUUCCUCCUGAUUCUGAUAGUAAGGUUCUUCACAAUGCUGAGACAGAAAGCCAGGAAAUGGAAGUGGAGGAGUUAGGAGAGAUGAAGGAGAAGCUGGGUGCACUAUCUUGUACAGUUGCAUCAACAAGUUUACAGAAUGACAAUAAAAAGCAAUGUAGUAUCACAAUGGAAUCACAGCCGGAAGACUAUGGGAAUCAGACCAGUCUAUCCCAGUCUAAUCUUGGUAGUGAAACACCUAAUGCACCUGGUAUUGGAGUCACCAGGCAAGGUUUAGAUCCUGGACCCAUAGACGCUGACCUUAAGCAUGCAAAUACAGCUGAUAAGUCUCUUGAGUUAAUCUCUAGAGUUGAAGCAAAUGUGGCUGAAAAUUGUUCAGCAAGUCCUCUGAAUCAUAAAGAACCAGAGUUGCAGCCUGUAAGUGCACCAGAAGAAGAGGUUGCCCUGAGAAGUUGCCUUGUGUCAGAGGUCAUGACCAAAGAAGAAGAUUUGAAAACAGCUGAGGAUCAGAACAACAAAAGUGCACAAGGCCAGUGCACCCCGUCUACUAAGAUCAAUGGUGUGUCCUCUGUAGAGCCCCUGAAGAACAAACACUCUGAAGAAUCUUCAGAUGAGGAGGAGUUCUUUGGUCUAAAGAGAAAGGUCAGAGGCAUUUGCUUGAGAACUGAAAAUGUGGCCAAUGUUUCUUUCAACAAGUCACAAGAAUCGAUGGACCGAAAUCAGGGGAAAAAAUCUGAAAACAUAGAUGAUGUUUACCUUGAACCUGAGAUGGAGAAAGUUGAUGAUGGUUUACAAGAGGGAAGCAUGAUGGGGAGUAUGUGCAGCCCUUUACUUCCUGAAGAUGAUGCAACUGACAGCAGUCAGCAAAAGACACAGGCUAAGGAUGAAGAUGAAUCAGUUAAGCUGCCCCAAAACCUUUCUCCAUCAAAAAAGGGUGUCGAAUCUCUUAAGCUCCCCCAAAACUUCCCUCCAGCAAAAAAGGGUAACGAAUCUCUUAAGCUCCCCCAAAACUUCCCUCCAGCAAAAAAGGGUAACGAAUCUCUGAAGGUGCUUCAAACCUCCCCUCCAGCAAUAAAGGAUGAAGAAGAAUCUCUGAAGAUUCCUCAAAAUGUCCCUCCAGUAAAAAUGGAUCAAGAAGAAUCUUUGAGGGUUCUUCAAAACUCUCAGCUGGCAAAGAAGGACCCAGAUGAUCUUGUGAAUCUACCACAAAGCUCCCUAGCGACAAGGAAGGAUGAAUUAUUGAAUCUUUCUCAAAAGUCUUUGCCAUCCAAGAAUGGCAAGAAUGAAUCUGUGAACUCUCUGCCAGCCAAAAAUUAUGAAGGUGAAUUGGUAAACCCUCCUCAAAACUCUUUGCCGGUAAAAAAGGACAGUCAUCUGAAAGCCACCUUACCAAACCCUGAUGCACAUCAGGUGGAUGAUGACUUGUCUGGAUCUCAUGGUCACAAAAUUGAAGAUGUCAUUGGCGGUCCAGCUUUCCAGCAGAAAGACUUGAAGGGUAACUCUCAGAAUGUUGGUCCUUCAUGUUCAGUUGUCACUCCAACGUCUGCUUUGGACAAAGAUGUAAAUCUGCCUCCUGUCUCCAGAGAUGCACUUACUACAAACUUGUCUCAAGAAUCAAUUGGGAAGGUUCGUAUAGAGAUGGGUCCACCGCUGCCUCCAGCUGUUUUACCAUUGACAGCAACUCCUCCAAGAUUUGGGAAGCAUCACACUCCAAACAGGCCUAUUGGGCAGCCCUCCUGGUCCUCAACAGAGGGCCCAUUUUCUCUUACUCAGCAGUCAAUAUCCUCCCCUUCUUCAGGUCUUCAAGAUCAAGCAAAGAUGUCACCUAGUCUGAACACACCUUCACCAACCUGUGGAGUUCCAUCUUCCCCCUUACAGUUUGGCUCUGCAACUCCAAAGCAUGCAGUUCCUGUUCCAGGAAGACUUCCGUCAUCAGCCUUAAACUCCACAUCCCCAUCUACCUCACAGGAGAACUCGAUGCAGAUGCUCGACACCAUGUAUCCAGAACUUUCAGCCCAAGCACGGACUCUUAACAUCCUGCGUGGAAACCUCGGCAGGCCUGGUAACGAGAGUGGCCCCUCCCCACCCUCGGUCAAUCCUAUCUCGGGGAAUAAAACCAUCAAUUCCUCAUCCACGGCCUUUACCAAGACAGAACAGAAGCAGAAAAGAAUUGGGGCGAAUGUACUACUACCAAAAAGUGCCAAAAGGCUCCGACUUGAUACCUGUUCACCUGAUCCUGCAGCUUUUAAUGUUACUCCACCAGCCCAACAAGAUUUAUCAAGCAACAACCAGGAACAAAAAAGAGAGACAGAUGUCAAAAUGAAUGAUAAGCAAUCCCAACUCAGGGAUGCAUUCGAAAAAUUGGAAAGGUCGUGUUUCGAUGUGUUGCCUGUUAUCAAAAGUCAUGUGUUUCUUGGAAGAAUAUCGCAAAUUCCUGCUUUGCGAGAUGAAGAAAAAGACGUUAUCUCAGAAUUCUGUUCAAACCAGUCCAGCACAGAGGAAUUUCUAUCUGCAAUUUUGACCAAGAUAAAAGCAGAGAGAGACGUUUUAAAACAGGAAGUCCUGCAGUCCCUGUGUAGAGUAUAUAUAGGCCUUUGUCGACAGAGACAAGACUGGCAGAAAGCUCACGCCCUCGCCUACAGCGUCCUUAAAGAAGACUAUCCUGAGGCCCCUAAGCUGAUUUUAUUCAUGGUGUCGACAUGGCCAAGCAUGCUGUCCCACGAAAGCGCCCUGAGCCGAGCCGUUCACACAGUGAGCAAGCUGAAAGCAGAGGGGGAGAUAUUAGACUACCUCAGCAUGUACCUGCACUGGAAAGAGAAACCUCCAGGCGACAUCCACGAACUGAUCAGCAGCACAUUAAAGACACUCCUCGAGGACACGAAUGUGAAAUUUCAGAAACACGAUCGGUAUGGUGAUGAUCUCUGCACCCCAGCCUGGGAGUACAUCUUCAGUGUGGAUCUUCUGUGCACACACGUGGGGUGGAAGUGGACGCAUGAUAACAUUGUCGGGAAGGAGCUUUGGCCUGUUAUGAAUGCAUGGGUGACACAACCAAGAAAUCAGCAAACUCCAGUCCGAGACAUCUGUGUAGCGGCAGUACUAAGAAUAAUCGGUCGACUUGGUCAGCUGGGAAUUAAAGAGAAACUCUGCAAGUCUGUAGAAAAUGUUGCCAAAGCCAUAAACCUGUUCUGUAAACACGGAAUAACAGAAGGGGUGCCAUGGGAGGUGCAGCUCGCUGCCGUCUAUACCACUUACGAUCUUGCACCAUGUAACCCCAAAGAUGCUCUGGAAGCCUUGGCAUCAUGGCGCGGAGAAACCACACAGGCCGUCCCUUCAGCCGUCACCAGCUGCAUCACACAGAUCGGUUCCCUGUGCCGUCAGAUCAAAUCAUAAGUCACCUGUACAGCAUUAAUAGACUUUUAUUUUGCACAAUGUGUUUUUAAAGCUAGGUGGAUAAAGUGUGUGCCUGUCUUCCUGUCCAAGGUCUCAGAUUAUUAAUGUGGGUCACUGUCUAUUUGUAAAUGUUUGUACAUUUGUAUGUAAGAGUAACAUUAAAAUUACACCUCUGCAAAACUGUGAAACAUAAAACAUGCACAUGA